UCCGACAGUGAAGGACACAGAAAGAGGAGAGAUUGUGCAGCAGUGCAGCGCAGGAAUAAUUAACUGAAUUAAAAUGGCAAAGAAGCUGGAGAAAAGCCUCACCCUGUCAUCUGUUUGACUGAAUAGUUGGAUAAAGCUGACAAGGAGGUACAACAGGAAUUAAAGCAGGAAGGGGAGGAGGUGCCAGAGGUCCGUCCAUGCUUAUUUCUCCUCUCGCACCGUCCGCCUGAGGAGCUUUGCUGCUGAUGGUGUCACUGCGACAGCGCUCAGUGAGGGAGCUGUGUGAGCGCGCUGGUGUGUCUGUUUAAAUAUCAACAGCUGAGAGUUCAUCUAUCAGGUGGAUGUGGAGUAAAUCUAGGAUUUGUGAGCUGGAAGAGUUUCGUUCAGGUGUCAGUUGAACAUUCCCUCUUCCCUUUUUUCCUUUGGUGCAUUCGUCAGUACGAGAAGCUUUGCCUGUUUGAUCAGGAACUGCUGCUGCGCUCUGUUUCCCCCUUUCCUACCUUGCUGUUCUUCAACACUCUACCGGCUUUUUAGUAACUGUUCUGGGACUACAAUUGGCGGUCUGGUUCGGUGGCUCCCCCACAGACAGAAAAAGCAUAUGGAUGCCACUGCGUCUUAUACAUCGUUACCCAAUAUGCCAGAAGCCUGAAUCCUUAGGAGGACUCCACUGCUUAGGCUUCCAACCACAGUUGAUGCCUGCUGCCAUUCAGCCAACCCACACAUCAUCUUUGGCAGAUCCAUGUUGACUCUAUCUGUUCAAAGACUCAGUAAUCUCCAGCUGCUUCUUUGAGGACAUCAAAACGAGAAAGGAAAAGUGGAAAAAAAAAAAUUGCUGGGGUUUGAAAAUCUUGCUCCUCUGAUGAAUUUCCUUUUUUUUUCCCGGAUUCUGAUUCUGUGAAGUGAAAAAACCUGAACUGACACCAACCCUAAGCCUUGACACAGCGGGUGAAAUGUAAUUGAAAAAAACAAAAAUAUUGGACACUUCUUCCAACGAGCCUCCCCGCGGUGCUGAGUCACAGAAGGUGACAUGCGUCUCAUCCUACCAUGUAGCCACAACAACUAGAGGAAGCCUCCCAGAAACUUUUCUUCCAAACACUCAGCUAUUUUUAACAAGCUGAUACACAACACUGAGUCAAUCAGCUGAGAGGAGACUGGGUUAUUAUCAGCCUGUGCACGUCCUAUUUACAUCUUUAAUCUUUGUUUUCUGAGUAAUUAUCUUUUUAAUUAAUGGAGACAGAGGCGUGAAUUUCUCCCUGCCACCUUUUUCAGCUCUUUCCCUUUUCACCGCUGCUAGAGACACCUGAAACCAAUUAACUACAACUGAUCUAGUUGUAUUAAACACGAGAAGAGCUGAAGUGAUUAGAUGUAAAUACAAAGAGAGUAAAAGGCGACCAACAACAAAUCAAGACCAAGAGAACGGAGAGGGUGAAAGAGAACCCGCCGGUCAACCGGGUAUUUGAUAAAAGGGAGGAUCAGAAGCCAGUGGAUGAUAUGGCCAGAUUAAGGUGCCAACACGCUAAGAUAAUAACUAGUUGUGAGUCAGUGGGGAAGAUUGACUGCAGGAGCCCAGAGUCUUGACUGACAGGCAAAGGACUCAUUGCCAUUCUUUGUGCUGUGUGAAGCAAAGCAUCACAGAGAGGGAGAGGAGAAACUCCUGGCUGGCUGCCACAAUCAGGGCCAAUUAGGAGAAUUUGAUUAUAUGCCUUAAUCUUGGCAGUCAGGUGGAAAAGCAGUCAGACAGAGAAAGAGGAGGCUGAGCAGGUGCCACCGAUACACACCAUUAUCUUCGUCCAUCUCUAAUUGAGUUUGUUUCUGCCCCUGUGAGUGUCUCAUCUCCAAACAAGAGUUUUAAGUGGUGGAGGUUCCUCAAGAGAAAACAGGAAAAGAGGGAGAAAAAAACACUUUGUGUUUUCCUUCAGAGAUGUACAAGGACUGUUUUCUAUCUCCCUCAUCUCUUUAAACCUAUUUUCCAUCCGUCCCUCAAGAUUUAUCAUCCCAUCAUGGACUUGUCCUUUCUGGAAGUUUCCCUGCAGCUUCCUCUAUCUCCAUAUUGAGCCUGAGAUAAAAGCAAGACAUAGGCAUAGAAGGGAAAAGAAGCAGCAAGGUACUGAAUCCGUGGAGGACAGAGCAGACUUUAUUUCCUUCCUCAAUCUCAGACACCCCGAGGCUCCUGCCAAGUGUCCCCAAAGCUGCACUUCCUCUUUUUUAAAUUUCCUCGUCUCCCUCGGAGCCCGUUUCCCUGCUCCCCUCCUUGUGGAUCAUACGCUCCAUCCUGGACCUCACCAAGAUUAAAGUGGCCCCAGUUAUCCGAGGAAAUCCUUUGAUAUCGGCUCCCAGUGUUGUCAUCAUAAUUCUGUGGCGGUACAGGCAGCCAGCAGACCAUUCUCCAUGAGGAGCAGUGGAAGAUGCCGGCUCUGCCAGCACUGCUGCUGUCGAUUUAUGUUGUCGUCCUGCUGCUGACUAUGGCACCCCUCUUCUUCAGCCAGGCCAACACCCUCUCUGCUGUCCGGAUGGCGGCCAUUUUGGAUGACCAGUCUGUGUGUGGUCGUGGUGAGCGUCUGGCUCUGGCUCUGGCCAGGGAGAACAUUAACAAUCAGAUGGAGGGUUCUGCCCAGGCCAGGGUAGAGGUGGAUGUCUACGAGCUACAGAAGGAUUCCCAGUACGACACCACCGACACCAUGUGCCAGAUCCUGCCUAAGGGCGUGGUCUCAGUGAUCGGCCCUGCCUCCAGUCCCGCCUCUGGGUCGACAAUCAGUCACAUCUGUGGGGAGAAAGAGAUUCCUCAUGUGAAGAUCGGCCCUGAAGAAACCCCAAAACUGCCAUACCUGCGCUUUGCCUCGGUGACUCUCUACCCGAGUAACGAAGACCUCAGCCUGGCCAUCGGAUCCAUCCUGCAGUCCUUUGGCUACCCAACAGCUAGCCUCAUUUGUGCUAAAGCAGAGUGCCUGCUCCGAUUAGAGGAGCUUGUUCGCCACUUUCUUAUCUCCAGAGAGACACUGUCGGUGCGAAUGCUGGAUGAAAGUCUGGAUCCCACCCCUUUACUGAAGGAGAUCCGUGAUGACAAAGUGGCUACCAUCAUCAUCGAUGCUAAUGCCUCUAUAUCUUAUCAUAUUCUCAGGAAGGCUAAUGAGCUGGGGAUGAUGUCAGCCUUCUACAAGUACAUUCUCACCACCAUGGAUUUCCCUCUGCUCCAGCUAGAUGAUGUGGUGGGUGACCAGUCCAACAUCGUUGGUUUCUCCAUGUUGAACAUUUCCCAUCCUUUCUACCUGGAUUUCAUCAGGAGCCUGAACUUGUCGUGGAAAGAAGGGUGCAACAUCAACCCAUACCCAGGACCUGCGCUGUCAUCCGCCCUGAUGUUUGAUGCUGUUCACGUGGUGGUGGGCGCCGUGCGGGAGCUGAACCGCAGUCAGGAGAUUGGCGUGAAGCCACUGAGCUGCACCUCCCCCCUCAUCUGGCAACAUGGGACCAGCCUCAUGAACUACCUACGCAUGGUAGAAUAUGACGGUCUGACAGGCCACAUUGAGUUCAACAGUAAAGGACAGAGGACCAACUACACUCUGAAGAUCUUGGAGAAACACCCUGCAGGCCAUAAAGAAAUUGGCACUUGGUAUUCCAACAACACAUUGGCAAUGAACUCAACUUCCUUGGACCUCAAUGCCUCAGAAACACUAGCUAACAAGUCCUUAAUUGUCACCACUAUCCUGGAAAACCCAUAUGUAAUGCGCAAGUCCAAUUAUCAGGUUUUCCAAGGAAAUGAUCAGUACGAAGGUUUUUGUGUGGACAUGCUGAGGGAGCUGGCAGACAUCCUGAAGUUCUCCUUCAAGAUUAAACUAGUGGAUGAUGGGUUAUAUGGAGCACCUGAACCUAAUGGCAGCUGGACCGGCAUGGUGGGGGAGUUGAUCAACAGGAAAGCUGACCUGGCCGUCGCCGGCUUCACCAUCACCUCAGAGAGGGAGAAGGUAAUUGAUUUCUCCAAGCCAUUCAUGACUCUGGGAAUCAGCAUCCUCUACCAAGUGCAUCUGGCUCGAAAACCGGGUUACUUUUCCUUUCUCGACCCGUUUUCUCCUGCUGUUUGGCUUUUCAUGCUGCUGGCCUACCUUGCUGUCAGCUGUGUUCUCUUCCUCGCCGCCAGGCUCAGUCCUUAUGAGUGGUACAACCCUCACCCAUGUUUACGGGAGCGGCGGGACAUCCUGGAGAACCAGUACACACUGGGAAACAGUCUGUGGUUCCCAGUUGGAGGCUUCAUGCAGCAAGGCUCAGAGAUUAUGCCGCGGGCCCUGUCCACCCGCUGCGUCAGCGGAGUCUGGUGGGCGUUCACUCUCAUCAUAAUCUCUUCCUACACGGCCAACCUGGCGGCGUUUCUCACCGUACAGAGAAUGGAGGUGCCGAUCGAGUCUCCCGACGACCUGGCAGACCAAACCAACAUCCAAUAUGGCACCAUACAUGGAGGGUCCACCAUGACCUUCUUCAUGAACUCGCGGUACCAGACGUACCAGCGAAUGUGGAACUACAUGAAGUCCAAGCAGCCCAGUGUGUUUGUGAAGAGCACAGAAGAAGGUAUCGCCCGUGUCCUCAAUUCCAAGUACGCCUUCCUGAUGGAGAGCACCAUGAACGAGUAUUACCGCAGCCUGAACUGCAACCUCACGCAGAUAGGAGGACUGCUGGACACAAAGGGAUACGGCAUCGGCAUGCCGCUGGGCUCUCCUUACCGAGAUGAGAUCACGCUGGGGAUUCUGCAGCUGCAGGAGAGCAACAGGCUGGAGAUUCUGAAGAGGCGCUGGUGGGAGGGAGGCCAGUGUCCUAAAGAGGAGGACCACCGAGCCAAAGGUCUCGGCAUGGAGAAUAUUGGCGGGAUCUUUGUAGUUCUGAUUUGUGGCCUGAUCGUAGCUGUGUUUGUGGCCAUCAUGGAGUUUGUGUGGUCAACUCGCCGCACUGCUGAGACAGGCGAGGUCUCUGUUUGUCAGGAGAUGUUGACAGAGUUUCGAAAUGCAGUUUCUUGUAAGAAAAGUUCCCGGGCCCGUCGGCGCCGCCCCCUGAGCAGUGCUGGGAGUGGAGUUCUGCGUCAUCCCUCCCGACUAGCUCUAGCAGGUCCUAGGCCAAUUCGGCUUGUCCGAGAGAUGCGACUCAGCAAUGGGAAACUCUACAGUGGCACUGGGCCACUGACUGGGGGUUUGGCUGGGCUGGGGGCAGGUAUGGCGACAGGACCUGAUUUGGGCCCAGGGCCACAGAGGCUCUUGGACGAUCCAUUAGGCGCCAACUCUGCCUCUAGUAACCCUCCUCCACCUCCCCCUAUGCCAGCCUUUGAGGCUCCGCCCGCCCCGCCACGCAGCUUCAUGCAGAGCUGCAGUCAUGUCCGCAUCUGCCAGGAGUGCCGGCGGAUCCAAAGUCUGCGGCCAGCCACACUCACCCCUCCCCCACCUCCUCCACCUUCGUCCUCCUCCUCUGCCUCGUCCUGCUCCCGUAUCCCUCCUUCGCUGGCGAUGUCAGGACAUCACCAUCGCCAUAAUCCCCACCACCACCUCCACUACCACCAUGGAUCUAUGUCAUUACCCCGCCUCCCUCCUCCUCCUCCCCCAAUCUCAACAGACAGAGCCGACAGUGAUGGGGGAACAGCAAGCCCACUACGGGGGAAAAACAGACCCGCACCUCCACCCAGGCCGAUGCCUGCCAAAGGACCAACAUACCCACCAACAGACUUACUUGGGGGACACAAUUGUGCUUAAAAACAUUGAGUAAAGACUCAAAAGAUACAUUUUAAAACAUUGAAACUUUUCCUUUGGCCCUAGCAACACAGCUGUACCUGUCCAAACUCCUGAGGAAGAGGAGAGAAGAAACUAUUUGGACCCAUUUGUAGGGUGGAUCCCUCAAAGUGGAGCCUUUGGCUUAGUUCGUACUACAGACCUUUACUGAGUGAUGAUUGAUUCUAAGCCCUCUAACCAGGCAGCGGAGAGGAUUAAAUAAAUUGAACUCUGGAAUUUGCAACUUAAAGCAGUUGCACGAAUAGGCAAACAGAGAAUCAGCGAACAACUUCAGAUUCAGUCCACCAUCUCUUACCUCGGCAAAUCCUCCCACUGCAAGAAUAGAUGACUUUGAGACACAGACAGGUAGAGGUCACGGUUGUUUUUGUUUUCUUUUUUUUUCUUUUUUUUCCAUUUGAAUACUGAAGUAGGUGUUUGUGUAAGAAGAGACCUUCCCGCAGACAAGUGGUAGCAGAGCAGUUGUACAGUAAACAUGGUCUUCUGUCACUCUUUUGGACGUUUAUGGAAGGAGGAUGUAGCUUUUUUUUCCCCACACUGUUUUGCUGUUUGUAAAGAUUCCUGCUGGCUGGUGCUGUGAUCCACAGAGCAAAUAAACAAAAAAGUAAUUACUUGCCUAAAGUGUUCAAAACUGUGCUGAGGUAGUUCUUCUGUUACAUAGAAAAUGUAUCAAGUCAGAAAAAUGCACUGUGAGGCAUCUGAAGGUAAAGGGCUGAGAAGCAACAAGAGUUCAUUAUUUUUCUAAAGAAAACAACAAAAAACAAAGAAAAAAAGUUUGAAAUCUUUGAGAUGUCAUGUUACAUAACUUCAAGAUGUGACAACCAGUUGCAUAGCAACGUUUUUAGGUUUAAAAAAGUAUUAUUUUUAGCAUUGUUUGGGGAGAAGAACAUCACUUAAGGCCUUUGCACUCCACGUCUCAGUUCUUCAGUUUAUGUCAGCAGAGUAAUCAUGCACAUGAAUGUUAUUGUCUAAAAUUAAAUCAAAAAAAUUGAUGUGCAUCAACCAUUCAGAUAUAAAGAACAUGUAACUGUUUCCAGAAGUGUGUGGUCUUCUUUUAGAUGUGCUGAUCCAGUAUUAUCAGCAGCAUGCAUGAAUCAAUCGUGAAGUGGUCACAAACGUUUUUUCAGCUGAAGCCUUCUUUAUGCUUGGUUGGAUGGACCAGCUUUUUACUUAUUUUUCUACUGUAAACGACAACAAAACCGCCUUGACAACAUAGCAUUUCUAUUCUGCCUUGUAUUGUAAAAUUUCCACAAAGGUUUGGUUAAUUAAACCCUUGGGACAACGUUUGCUAACUUUUGGCACUUUCAAAUUUGUUAGAUGGUGGAUUAAGAUAAUAUAAUAUGUGUAGACUUGUGCAAAGGCCUUUUAGUUUGUAGUUUUUAAUUUAGCAUAUAAGGCUAUUUCUAUUAUCAAAUGACAUUGAUGUCACAAAAUGGAUGAGCAGGUGAAUUUAAAAUACACCUCAAGAUGUCACUUUAACAUAUAUUUUUGUACACAUUAGGUUAAUGUAAAAUUCAGAUGUAUAAAAUUUAUACUGAGUCAAGUUAGCAGUUUGAAACUCUCUCUUAGCAUGCUAGGCUAAGUGAGGCUAACAGGAAUGGAAAACUAAUUUCAAGAUGUUCCAGUAAGCAGCCAAACGGGGAAACAUCUCCAGAUCUUAUCUUAGAAAAUUAUCUUUCAUCCAGCUGAAAAAUAUCUGUUUUAUAUAAUUUUAUGUGACACCAAGCUGCUUAAUUAGGUUAAUAGCAGGGUUAUUUCCACGACGUUAGCCAUAGCUUAAAGCUAACUCGACUGUUCCUCUUAAAUACAAAACCUUCAACCAUCAACUUCGACUUAUCAAUUUUUUUAAUAAGGAUGAUUAAGUGGCCACAAUUGGAAUACAAAAUAUAUUAUUCAAGUGCAUUAAAAUUGGAAUAUUAUUCCAGAUGAUAAUCAGAAGAUAGAAUAAUGAAAGUUGUACCAAUUGAGAUUUUUAUCCCCUAAUACUGAUCCAAGUCAUUUAAGAUUGGUAUAUUGGCAAAAACCGAUAGUUAUCGGUAUAUCACCCGACAGCUUAAAAGUCCAAUGAAAUGCAUUAGAUUCAUGGUGUAACUGUGUCUCACCAAUGAGAAUUUAGAUGCUAUAAUAUUUUCUAUUUGUCUUUCUUUUACUGUAGGAUAACUCUUGUAUGUUUCCUCUCUCUGGUUAUGACUUGGUAACUCAGCUCAUAAAACAUUUUUGUGUAAUUUCAGUAAUUCUUGUGCAGACAAACCUUACAGAGCAAGUCCUUCUGCUUCUUAAACUUGGACUUGUUCUUUGAACGUUGUCAGAUCUAACAGCUAAAUGGAGAUGCAUCUGAACACAAAGUGUGGAACGGGUCACAUGACAGAAAUGGGAACUGCUUGUAGUUUAUCUUUCACUGAGUAUCACUGUUAAGGAAGAAACAGUUUAAUUAUGUACUUGGCAUGCAAUGCAGUUUUGCAAUGCAUGCCUGUACAGGUUUGUCAAGGUGUGUUUUUGCACAUAUCAAUCAAGAUAAAACCACUAAACUUACAGCAAUGACUCGGAUGCCCUCAAGGACCGCAAUUUGAUCCUCUGGUCUUAUUGAGUGCUUUUUGUUUGACUGCACAUGAAAUGUUCGUGUUACUAAACUUACCAAUUCAUAUUGGUCAGCUUAGUAAAUGUUUUAAGGUGUAGAUGUGACCAAGCCAAUGCAGCUUUGUUACAAUUUAAAUUUCUAAUGCCAUAUUUUUUUGUUUGUUUUAUGGAUGAAGAAAAUUAAAACACUGAAAACUGUGAUCUUUCAAAUGAUGUUCAAUUAUAAAAAAACACUGAAUUGUUGUGUGCUUUCAGUACUUGGAAUGCUGUCUAUUCACGGUGCAGGAUAUGUGAAUUGUUUUAGUUUUUGUAGAGCAUAUCUAAGAAAUUCAAAAGAAAUGGCAGCUUGGGAAGAAGAAAAGCUCGGCUGCAAUGAUACUUGACACUUGACAUGCCAUUGGCUGGUGUUUGCAAAGCAACAAUCUAGGACUGUCAUCUUCCUUUCCAGCUGUUCCCAUAAGGAAGACCGUGGAUGUUAAGUUGUCCAGUAUCAUGAUAGUAGUAAGGUAUUUGUUGUUUAAACUAUUAAAUUAGGCAUUUAUAAGCAUUAUUAUAAGCAUUAUUAGCAGGGAUCUCAAGUACUUGCAAACUUCAGCUUUUGCCAAGCAGGUUUGGUCCCAAAUCCCAGCAAACACCGAGGAUGCACUGUAAUUUUUGGGGAAUUUUAUUUGUUAAUGUUGCUGAAAAUUUUGCAAACCUAAUGAAAAAUCCAUAGUUGUGUUAAUUAAGACUAUAUGGACCCUUUUACCUCUGAUAAAGAUGCUUGAAAAAGAAAUUUACUGAACAUACAGAUAGUGAAGAACUACCUCAGUGCAGUUCCAUCUGUUUUAGGUCAGUUUAUUCCAUUUAUGCUGUUUUUAGGCUGUUUUUCUGGCUCAAAGGAGCUUGGAAACUUUGUACUGUACACACACCUAAGGACAUGCCUACAUACAAACACAUGCAGAAACACAUUUGACUGUAAACUUGGUGGGCAAACUGAAGCAAAACAACACACUAAAUUUGUGAUUGUAUUUUCAUUGUGUCCAAUUGGAGUGUUACUUGCAAUUUUAUUCUAUUUUUUUAUAUAAUGGAAAUUUUUCUUGAAGAUUCAUUUAUAAUCAUAUUCCCCCGACCCUGGAUCAUCAUAAACAUGUUGGUUAUGAAUAGCAGUUCCACAUGUAAAGGCUUACAGUUGUGUAACUGUGAUUAGAGAAAAAUGAAACAUUGUAUUGAAGAGCAGUGCCUGUACAUUUUUAUUCAUUUUGUGAUUUUAUUUUACUUUUUCAUAUAAACUGUAAUGUCGAGGCAGCAGCAAAAGUGGAUAAUGUUGGUGAAAACCUAACAUUAAGGUAUGUUCAUGCUUGCGUGUGUAAGACUGUGUGCUUGGCUAUCUUUGUGAGAACAAGGUGAGUUCAGGCGUUGAAAGUUUCAGAUCCAGGUCUGAAUGGGGCUCAAGUCAUUGGGAUAACGCAUGUCCUCACAAACUCAGCUAUGCAAGUGUGAACAUUGUUCUGCUGCACAUUUGACUAUGUUCGGGUUUUUGUUUUUGUUUUCCUCCCUCAGAUUUGUACCAGCAGAUUUCAGCUGUUCACACCAGAACAGGGAUGAUAGAAGGAUACUCUUCUGAUGAUUCUGAUGUUAUCAUGAUUAUUAUCAAUAUUGAUGUGUGGGGUGA
This is a messenger RNA of Gambusia affinis (western mosquitofish), 9987 nucleotides long. RefSeq names its product glutamate receptor ionotropic, kainate 5-like. The transcript has 21 exons. Gene Ontology annotation, cellular component: plasma membrane; presynaptic membrane; postsynaptic membrane. Gene Ontology annotation, biological process: monoatomic ion transport; synaptic transmission, glutamatergic; modulation of chemical synaptic transmission. The record is from RefSeq and is a predicted model, not a curated record. Bases 2406 to 5723 code for a protein of 1105 amino acids. Gene Ontology annotation, molecular function: transmitter-gated monoatomic ion channel activity involved in regulation of postsynaptic membrane potential; kainate selective glutamate receptor activity. NCBI's taxonomy places the organism in Eukaryota, Metazoa, Chordata, Actinopteri, Cyprinodontiformes, Poeciliidae.